AUGACCUCCACCACGAGACUUCUCCUCCCUGUGCUGGGCCUAGCCCUGCUCUGCGACCUCCUUCAUGCCACCUUGUCCAAGUCAGAUGCCAAGAAAGCUGCCUCAAAAACGCUGCUGGAGAAGACGCAGCUUGCAGACAGGCCUGUGCAGGAGCGUGCCCUGGUGAGCACAGACCCCCGGGCUGAGGACGUGGUCCAGGAGCACCGCAGCUACUGUGCAGCUCAGGCCAGGGAGCGCUACUUCACUGGGCCUGUGCUGGGCUACAUCACCCCGUGGAACAGCCACGGCUAUGAUGUUGCCAAGACAUUCGGGAACAAGUUCACGCAGGUGUCACCGGUCUGGCUGCAGCUAAAGAGACGUGGCCGGGAGAUGUUUGAGGUCACAGGCCUCCAUGAUGUGGACCAAGGGUGGAUGCGGGUGGUCCGGAAGAAUGCCAGGGGCCUGCACAUCGUGCCUCGGCUUUUGUUUGAGGACUGGACAUAUGACGACUUCAGGAGUGUCCUAGACGAUGAGGAUGAGAUCGAAGAGCUCAGCAAGGCCUUGGUCCAGGUCGCGAAGAACCAGCACUUUGACGGCUUCGUGGUGGAGGUCUGGAGCCAGCUGCUUGGCCAGAAGCAGGCGGGCCUUGUCCAUAUGCUCACCCAUGUUGCUGAGGCCCUGCACCAGGCCCGACUGCUGGCCAUCCUGGUCAUACCGCCAUCGGUCACACCAGGGACCCACCAGCUGGGCAUGUUCACGCACAAGGAGCUGGAGCAGCUGGCGCCGGUGCUGGACGGCUUCAGCCUGAUGACCUAUGACUACUCCAGUGCACAGCAGCCUGGCCCCAAUGCCCCUCUGUCCUGGGUCCGAGCCUGUGUCCAGAUCCUAGACCCCAAGUCCAAGUGGCGAAGUAAGAUCCUGCUGGGACUUAACUUCUACGGCAUGGACUACUCGACGUCCAGGGACGCCCGUGAGCCCGUGGUCGGCUCCAGGUAUAUCCAGAUGCUGAAGGAGCACCGGCCACAACUCGUGUGGGACAGCCAAGCCGCUGAGCACGUGUUUGAGUACAAGAAGAGCCGUGGCGGGAGGCAUGUUGUCUUCUACCCAACACUGAAGUCCAUCCAGGUGCGGCUGGACCUGGCCCGGGAGCUGGGCGUCGGCAUCUCCAUCUGGGAGCUGGGCCAGGGCCUGGACUACUUCUACGACCUGCUGUGA
Molecule: messenger RNA, 1194 nt
Organism: Elephantulus edwardii (Cape elephant shrew)
Lineage: Eukaryota; Metazoa; Chordata; Mammalia; Macroscelidea; Macroscelididae
Gene: CHID1
Product: chitinase domain containing 1
Exons: 12
Coding region: 1-1194 (397 amino acids)
Biological process (GO): carbohydrate metabolic process
Cellular component (GO): extracellular region
Molecular function (GO): chitin binding; oligosaccharide binding
Source: RefSeq, a predicted model, not a curated record